AUGCUCCUUAACACCAUCUUUACGUUCCUUUGGGCAGCGGCCCUUGCCACUGCCUUUCCUUCCCUUUCCUUGUCCAAAUGGCAAUCAUCACGACGCAGUGUCGAGGUCGCGCAAGUUGAAGCUCGGACAACGCAGACCCAAUCCAGCCCUGCCAUUGUACCAGGAGGAGUUUGCGGCUGGGUGGCGGUGGAAGUGCCCGUGGAACAGCCAACUGAGCAGCACUCUGCACAAAACAAUGGAAAUAACCAACAACCUGAUCAGCACGUUGAACAAGAAUCCACUGGCCAGAAAGGCCACGAGUCUUCUGCGCCCAGUCAAACUCUGGCCCCAAGCGUACACUGGACCUGGGACACCAGCGCCUUGAAGAACGUCGAGCCUGUUGCUCCCAAAGAGGACUCCCCCAUGUACUACGGCGUGUCCGAUCCCACCAAGCAAGGCUACUUUGCCUUUUUGACCUAUCGCUUCACGUUGCCUUCUGUCAACCUGGACCACUCAAGCCAUGUCCAAGUCAAGUACACCGAGGACAGCAACAUGGUGGUCCAAUUCAAGACGCUUGAUGCGUUUGAGCGCGCCACGGAGAGCUGGGAAGCGGAUGCAGAUCUGCUGCUCAUCGCCACUGCGGACGGGUGUACCGGCCCUUCGGCAGAGGACCGCUGCUACUUCCGCGCGACCAGCUGGACAGUAGACAAGGAGGCCCGCGUUGUUGUCGCGACCGGUGCGACGGAGCAUCCUGAAAAUAUGAUGGACUCGGCCGAAACCGAAUGGGGUCUGUGGACACCGCACAACACACCCGGAGGCAACUCAACCAGCCCUGGUGGCAACUCUUUCAAUUUACAUACCAACUCCUCUGGAAAGGCACCUUCUGGCGCAUCACACGAUAGCCAUGGAUUGGCCGUGGCCUCGUUCGGCCCGUCCUUUGACAGUGCGCUCGAUGACGCAUCUGGAUACCACCAGCUCCGCCCCGGCCCCGAGGCUUUCCUCAACCGCAUCAUUGCCGAUGGCGAGGCCAUGGAGGCUGGGCAAAACUCCACGACCAGCAAGUGCGUCGAGCCCGCCUCGCCGGCGCUCCGUCGCCGACGGGUUCUACAAGCCCGCGGGUUCUGGUCCAACCUCUGGCACGGUUUCGUCGACGCCAUCAAGACGGCCUACAACACCGUUGCCGACGCGCUCUCCAUCCAGGGCGACUUCAAUGAGCCCGUCUCCUGGGACCUUCCGGGCCCCGACAUCCCGCGCGAGGUGUCGCCCUGGAGCGCCAACUCGAUUGCCCUGUUCAAGCACGAGUCCGUGUCCGACACGGGCGACUUUGCGGAGCACGUGCACAUCUACUGCGUCGACUGCGGCGUGUCGGGCCAGGCCGUCUUCUCGGGCAAGGCCAAGAUCACGCCCCUCAAGGGCAUCUUUGACGGCGAGGUGGCGCUGCGCACCAACAUGAAGAUGGUGCUCAAGGUCGGCGUCGACGCCUCGAUCCGCUACUCCAAGAACAUCCAGCAGGACCUGUUCUCGUUUGGCCUGCCCGGGCUGUCGUACGGCAUCGUGACCGUCGGCCCGUACAUUUCCGUCGCGGCCAGGGUCGGACUCGAGGCCGCCGCCAAGGGCCGGCUCCUGGUCGGCGGCGAGAUGGGCCUAACGCAGGCCGAGGCUGUGCUGUACCUGUUUGAGCCGAGCCGGAGCACCUCGGCCGGCUGGACCCCGUACUUUAAGCCCGUCUUGGAGGCCGAGGGCGAGAUCAUGCUGGCAGCGAGCGCGGCCCUGCCGAUCGGCAUCAAGGUCGGCCUCAAGAUCUCGUCGUUUGAGGCGGCGCUCGGCAUCAUGGAGGAGCCGACGAUUAGUGCAGUGGCGCAGGUGGCGGGCUCGGCGCACUACGACGAGGUGAAUGGCUUCCAGGGAGGGUUCAAGGAGGUUGACGGGUGCGCUGGCAUCAGCACUAGCCUGAGCUGGAGGAACAAGCUGUCUCUGGAUAUUGUCGGCAUCACGUCCCAAGUGCUUCACGAUACGGGACUGCAGCCCAUCGUCAAGGGUUGCUUGAAUCUCAAGAAGGGUACCGCGCCGAAAGCCAAUGCGGCUGCUAUUAUGCAGGUAGUGCAGAACAGCAGCGUCGCGGUUGAGCCUCACCACGCCAACACGACCUUGCCCAGCAGCUUAAACCUCAGCUCUACCGUCAACUCGCUCAGCAGCUCGACCAUCAGCUUGCCCAGCAGCCCAACCGUCAGCUCGACCACCACCUCACUCAUCACCUCGACUAUGAGCUUGCCCAGCAUCUCAGCCAGCAGUUUGCCCGAUAACUCCACCGUCAGCUUGCUCAGAAACUCAACCAUCACCUCGGUCAUCAGAUCAACCACCACCGGCUUGCCCUCCAGCUUGCCCACCAGCUCAUCUAUUAGCUCCCCAAACACCUCGGCGCUGAAUCUCAUCUCAGCAAUUGUCCCGGCAAUUAAAUUGCCAGUCAAGUCGCAGAGCGCCGUGCCAGACACCUCGAGCAGCUCGCCAGUGCCGUCGCCCACCAGCUCACCCACCAGCACCCCCUCAUCCGUGGAGAGCAACCACCCACAGUCAAACAGCUCUUGCGCUGGAGUCGACGAGACCGCCCCUCAGGUCUUCAAGGACGGACACCGCUUCGACUUGGCCCCUCUCCUCACCACCACCGGCACCAGCAUGGUGGCCUCGUGCAACGACGGCAACAUUUACGUCGCCGCGGCCAGCAACCAGACCAGCAAGACGUGCAACGGCAUGUGGCCCACGUCCAAGGAAGCCAUCAUUCCGUUUGACGGCAACCUGAACGUCAUGCACUACUACGCGGGCGCCAUGAAGGCCGUCGGCGUCUCGCGCCUGCGAUCCAGCCCGGCCUACAAGAUGCCCAACGACGCCGUCGUCGCCAUCCUGGUGCCGGCCCCGGCGGCUGACGGGUCCUUUUUCUACAUGGCGGCCGAUGCGAGCCAGCAAAUCUUUUAUCCCGUCGUGUGCGAGUUUGCCGGCGCCGCGGUACCGCGCGUCUUCCUGGCAAAGGAGCUGAGUGCAGGCAUCAGGAUGCUCGAGGGUGGGAGUGUCGCCGAGUCGAUCACAGGUGCCAAGGCGGAGAAGUGCUUCGGCCUGUCCCUGUCGCCUCAAUUUUAG
Cordyceps militaris CM01 is the source of this 3111-nucleotide messenger RNA. RefSeq lists its product as uncharacterized. NCBI's taxonomy places the organism in Eukaryota, Fungi, Ascomycota, Sordariomycetes, Hypocreales, Cordycipitaceae. Bases 1 to 3111 code for a protein of 1036 amino acids. The transcript is spliced from 4 exons. The record is from RefSeq and is a predicted model, not a curated record.